Messenger RNA from Suricata suricatta (meerkat), 2665 nucleotides. Its product is annotated as ER degradation-enhancing alpha-mannosidase-like protein 2. Gene Ontology annotation, cellular component: endoplasmic reticulum; membrane. The record is from RefSeq and is a predicted model, not a curated record. NCBI's taxonomy places the organism in Eukaryota, Metazoa, Chordata, Mammalia, Carnivora, Herpestidae. Bases 79 to 1851 code for a protein of 590 amino acids. The transcript is spliced from 12 exons. Gene Ontology annotation, biological process: carbohydrate metabolic process; mannose trimming involved in glycoprotein ERAD pathway; endoplasmic reticulum mannose trimming. Gene Ontology annotation, molecular function: mannosyl-oligosaccharide 1,2-alpha-mannosidase activity; calcium ion binding.
CAACCUUCAGAGGCGCCCAGGAUGAGUGAGUGGCGGUGGCUGCUACUGCUGUGGUGGCGCUGACAAGACGCGAGCUCUAUGCCUUUCCGGCUACUUGUCCUGUUCGGCCUCCUAUGCGCGCUGCUGCCCCUGCACCAUGGUGCGCCUGGUCCAGAUGGCACCGCGCCCGACCCCGCCCACUACAGGGAGCGAGUCAAGGCCAUGUUCUACCACGCCUACGACAGCUACCUCGAGAAUGCCUUUCCCUACGACGAGCUGCGACCUCUCACCUGUGACGGGCACGAUACCUGGGGCAGUUUUUCUCUGACGCUAAUUGAUGCCCUGGACACCUUGCUGAUUUUGGGGAAUGUCUCAGAAUUCCAAAGAGUGGUUGAAGUGCUCCAGGACAACGUAGACUUUGAUAUUGAUGUGAAUGCCUCUGUGUUCGAAACCAACAUCCGAGUGGUAGGAGGACUUCUGUCUGCUCACCUGCUAUCAAAAAAGGCUGGCGUGGAAGUAGAGGCCGGAUGGCCCUGCUCUGGACCUCUCCUGAGGAUGGCUGAAGAGGCAGCCCGAAAACUCCUUCCAGCAUUUCAGACCCCCACUGGCAUGCCAUAUGGAACGGUGAACCUGCUUCAUGGCGUGAACCCAGGAGAAACCCCUGUCACCUGUACAGCAGGGAUCGGGACCUUCAUUGUAGAAUUUGCCACCCUGAGCAGCCUCACUGGUGACCCCGUGUUCGAAGACGUGGCCAGAGUGGCUCUCAUGCGCCUCUGGGAGAGCCGGUCAGAGAUUGGGCUGGUUGGCAACCAUAUUGAUGUGCUCACUGGAAAGUGGGUGGCCCAGGACUCAGGCAUUGGGGCUGGCGUGGACUCCUACUUUGAGUAUCUGGUGAAAGGAGCCAUCCUGCUUCAGGAUAAGAAGCUCAUGGCCAUGUUCCUAGUGUCCAUGCCUUCUUCAUCCUUCUGCUUCCCACAACGAGAAUAUAACAAAGCCAUUCGGAAUUAUACCCGCUUCGAUGACUGGUACCUGUGGGUGCAGAUGUACAAGGGGACUGUGUCCAUGCCAGUCUUCCAGUCCCUGGAGGCCUACUGGCCUGGUCUUCAGAGUCUCAUUGGGGACAUUGAUAAUGCCAUGAGGACCUUCCUCAACUAUUACACUGUAUGGAAGCAGUUUGGGGGGCUCCCGGAAUUCUACAACAUUCCUCAGGGAUACACAGUGGAGAAGCGAGAGGGGUACCCUCUUCGGCCAGAACUCAUUGAGAGCGCAAUGUACCUCUACCGUGCCACGGGGGAUCCCACCCUCUUAGAACUUGGAAGAGAUGCCGUGGAAUCCAUUGAAAAAAUCAGCAAGGUGGAGUGUGGAUUUGCAACAAUCAAAGAUCUGCGAGACCACAAGCUCGACAACCGCAUGGAGUCUUUCUUCCUGGCCGAGACUGUGAAAUACCUCUACCUUCUGUUUGACCCAACCAACUUCAUUCACAACAAUGGCUCCGCCUUUGACGCAGUUAUGACCCCCUAUGGGGAGUGCAUCCUGGGGGCUGGGGGUUACAUAUUCAACACAGAAGCACACCCCAUCGACCCUGCCGCCCUGCACUGCUGCCAGAGCCUGAAGGAAGAGCAGUGGGAAGUGGAAGACUUGAUGAGGGAAUUUUACUCUCUCAAACGGAACAGGUCGAGAUUUCAGAAAAAAACCGUGAGCUCUGGGCCAUGGCAACCUCCAGCACGGCCGGGAACAUCCUCGUCUGAAAACCAAGACGAGGCAAGGGGAAAGAGGCCUAGCAGGCAGAAAGUCCCACUCCUCAGCUGCCCGAGUCAGCCCUUUACCUCCAAGCUGGCGUUGCUGGGGCAGGUUUUCCUGGACUCCUCAUAACCACUGGAUGACUUUUUUGUUUUGUGUUUGAUCUAAACUAUGACAGUAACUCUGCUUUUGAUGGCUCUGUUUUUUCUAUUUUACAUGUUGGAUUGUCUCAGGAGAUUUCAUUCAAAGAAAUUAUUCAUGGCUUUAAAACAAUGUGAGUCUAGUUUAUUUUUCUCAUACAGUUGAAGAAACAGCUGAACUCAUAAUCAGCCCACUCCACAGACCCCAAGGGUUGAUGGUUGAAUCUCCCUUCCUUUGAAGGCUCACCGCUUCCAGUAUGUCCAAGGAGGGUGUUGUUAGGAAUGUGUUCGUCACAUCUUGCUCCCACCUGAGCUUCUGCCCUUGAACGCGCCCAUCUGUCUGUCCAAGCAACAACACAUGCUUAUGAAGCACCUUUGUGCAUCAGCUUCAGCCUUAGUGUUCAGUGUGGACUAGGCAGUUUUUAUUCUCUGGAAAACAAAAUUCUAGCGGAGACAAAUAAACUAGUAGGUACGUAAAAUAGCAUUGUGGGAAGUGCCACGAAGAUAAUGGGAUGUAUGCUAGAAAAUAGUAGGGAGAGGAAGUCUACCUUAGGGUGGUCAGGGAAGGCCUCUGAAGAAGUGAGCUUUUAAACAUUUAAUUAUGGAAAACUAACAAUAAACAGAAGUGAGGAGAACAAGAUAAUAACGCCCUAUGUGCUCAUCACCCAACUCUAGCAAGGCCAGCUUCAAAGAUAGUCAGCUCAUGGCCAUCUUUUUAGAGUGAAAUCCCAAAUAUCAUUUCAUAGGUAUUUCAGAAUAUACCUCCAAACACGCCUAUGAAAAUAAAAAAUUUUCCAUUUAUAAUC